Molecule: messenger RNA, 12306 nt
Organism: Haliotis rubra (blacklip abalone)
Lineage: Eukaryota; Metazoa; Mollusca; Gastropoda; Lepetellida; Haliotidae
Product: serine-rich adhesin for platelets-like
Exons: 7
Coding region: 1-12306 (4101 amino acids)
Source: RefSeq, a predicted model, not a curated record
AUGGCGGCUGCCGAUACAACAGCUGCACCAACAGAAGCUGCCGAUACAACAGCUGCACCACCACCAGCCGCCGACACAACAGCUGCACCAACAACAGAAGCCGCCGACACAACAGCUGCACGAACAAUUGCUGCCGAUGCAACAGCUGCACCAACAGCAGCUGGCGACACAACAGCUGCACCAACAGAAGUUGCAUCGUCAGUUGAAACGUCGUUACCACGGGUAAAUUCGGCUCCACUUCCUGACCCAGUAAGAGACGCUACAGCUGUACCGUCAGGAGUUGCAGAUACAACAGCAGCACCAUCAUCAUCAGCUGACACAACAGCAGCACCGUCAGCAGCAGCCGACACAACAGCUGCACCAACAGAAGCUGCCGAUACAACAGCUGCACCAACACCAGCCGCCGCCGACACAACAGCUGCACCAACAACAGAAGCCGCCGACACAACAGCUGCACCAACAAUUGAUGCCGAUACAACAGCUGCACCAACAGCAGCUGCCGACACAACAGCUGCCCCAACAGAAGCUGCCGAUACAACAGCUGCACCAACAGAAGUUGCCUCGUCAGUUGAAACGUCGUUACCACGGGUAAAUUCGGCUCCACUUCCUGACCCAGUAAGAGACGCUACAGCUGUACCGUCAGGAGUUGCAGAUACAACAGCAACAGCAUCAUCAUCAUCAUCAUCAACUGACACAACAACAGCACCGUCAGCAGCAGCCGACACAACAGCUGCACCAACAGCAGCUGCAGAAACCACUGCUGCAUCAACAGUAGGCCAAAGCGCAGUUAAUGCUCCUGAAUCUAACAUGAUCGACAAACCCUCCGAUAUUGCAGGGGCUCAGCUAAAAACUCAAAAGACUGUGACAUCUGACCAGUCAGUGACAAGUCUUGCAAGUGCUGGGACAGACGGCCUGAACCAUGACGCUGAUAAACCCCUGAGUGCAGAUGUUCCGCAUGUAUCCAAACUAACACCAGAGCUAGCUCGAUUGUUGUUGGCAGCCGGCCUUCAACCCUGUCCUGAGAUGUUUGGUCACACCAAGGCUACUUCAACUCACACAUCAGACGCAUCCGGACAGAUGACUUCGAGUCAACAUACCGUGAAGGGGGCUGCAGUGGCAUCUGGGAUAUCACAGGCUUCAGGACGUCAGACCACUACUGGACAAGCAUCGGGUGUUGCCUCAACAGAAAUUGAAGGUACUACCACUGUCCAAGUAGCCGGUAGAACCUCAACAGGAACAGAACAGACGUCUGGUGCCACGGCAGCAGACCUGGAUGGUACUGCUGUUCAAACAGCCGGAGUUAGUGCUGCAGGAACAGCACACGCUUCUGGUGCUGCAACAGUAGAAGCGGAGGGCACUAGCACAGUCCAUGCAGCAGGCACAGGCUCAACAGGAACGACACAAACAUCAGGCUCCACAACAUCACAGGCUUCUGGGGCUGCAACAAUAGAAGCGGAGGGCACUAGCACAGCACAAGGCGCAGCAGGAACGUUAGCCCAGACUUCCGGUCCAACUACAACAGAAGUGGAAGGCACCAACACAAUCAAAGAAACCGCUACAGAACAGACGUCUGUUGGGACCACAACAGAAACAGAGGGUAUGUCCACAGUCCAAGAAGCCGGUUCAGGCCCAACAGGAACGGCCCCGGCUCCUGCUCUAUCCACAGCCCAAGUCUCUGGUUCCUCUAUUAAUGAAAUGGAGGUUAGUGGUACAGCAGGAACGACACAGGCGUCUGGAACCACCACCACCGCCCACGCUUCUGGUUCCACCACAAAUGAAGUAGAGGGGACCUCCACAGUCCAAGCUGUCGGUACAGACACAGCCGGGACAGCACAAGCAUCAGGUACGACCACAGCACAUGCUGAAGUAACUGGUGCUUCUACAGCUGAACCAGCUGGCGCCCCUACCGUUCAACCAACUGGCGCUUCUACGGCUGAACCAACUGACUCUCCUACGGCUGGGCCAACUGACGCUUCUACGGCUGAACCAACUGGUGCUUCUAUAGCUGAACCAACUGGCGCCCCUACCGUUCAACCAACUGGCGCUUCUACGGCUAAACCAACUGACGCUUCUACGGCUGAACCAACUGGUGCUUCUACAGCUGAACCAGCUGGCGCCCCUACCGUUCAACCAACUGGCGCUUCUACGGCUGAACCAACUGACUCUCCUACGGCUGGACCAACUGACGCUUCUACGGCUGAACCAACUGACGCUUCUACGGCUGAACCAGCUGGCACUUCUACGGCUGGACCAACUGACGCUUCUAUGGCUGGACCAACUGACGCUUCUACGCCUGAACCAACUGACGCUUCUACGGCUGAACCAACUGACACUCCUACCGUUCAACCAACUGGUGCUUCUACAGCUGAACCAGCUGACUCUCCUACGGCUGGGCCAACUGACGCUUCUACGGCUCAAUCAACUGGUGCUUCUACAGCUGAACCAGCUGGCGCCCCUACCGUUCAACCAGCUGGCGCUUCUACGGCUGAACCAACUGACUCUCCUACGACUGGGCCAACUGACGCUUCUACGGCUGAACCAACUGGUGCUUCUAUAGCUGAACCAGCUGGCACUUCUACUGCUGAACCAACUGACGCUUCUACGGCUCAACCAACUGUCGCCCCUACCGUUCAACCAACUGGCGCUCCUACGGCUGAACCAACUGGCGCCCCUACCGUUCAACCAACUGGAGCUUCUACGGCUGAUCCAACUGACGCCCCUACCGUUCAACCAACUGGCGCUUCAACGGCUCACCCAACUGAAGCUUCUACGGCUCAACCAAUUGACGCUUCUACUGCUGAACCAACUGGCGCCCAAACGGCCGAACCUACUGACGCCCAUACGGCUCAGCCAACUGACGCCCAUACGGCCGAACCUACUGGUGCCCAUACCGCUAAACCAACUGUCGCCCAAACGGCUGAACCUACUGACGCCCAUACGGCUGAACCAACUGACGCCCAUACGGCCGAACCUACUGACGCCCAUACAGCUAAACCAACGGUCGCCCAUACGGCUCAACCAACUGUCGCCCAAACGGCUGAACCAACUGAUGCCCAUACGGCUGAACCAACUGACGCCCAUACGGCCGAACCUACUGACGCCCAUACAGCUGAACCCACGGUCGCCCAUACGGCUCAACCAACUGUCGCCCAAACGGCUGAACCAACUGACGCCCAUACGGCUGAACCAACUGACGCCCAUACGGCUGAACCAACUGACGCCCAUACGGCUGAACCAACUGACGCCCAUACGGCCGAACCAACUGACGCCCAUACAGCUGAACCAACUGGUGCUCCAAAGACUGUUCCUACUACCGCUGCCUCUGCACCUCUACCCAAUGAACCCAACAGCAGCGCUGCCUCCUCAACAUCACAGACAUCACAGACUGACCUAAAUCAAGCUGCAGGUCGGUUUCCAAGUUUUCCCAAACUAUCACCUCAGUUGGCACGCUUGUUGCUGGAAGCUGGAUUGAAACCGUGCCAAGAUGAUCCUUUAAAAUCAUCUACAAUACAAGAGACGCGUUCAACAGCAUCAACAACGGUGGACAGCAGUGGGCAUAUGACGUUAAGUCACGACGUUGGCACGACGUCGACGGCACAUCCUGGAUCAGACGUUUCCCAGAAUCUUGAUGCAACUACUCCCGCAAGCCCACUUUCUUCAAAUGAGACUGCUGCUUCUUUAGCAUCUUCAUCAACAACAUCGACGUCUUCUUCAUCUUCAACAGUGACGUCUCGGAAUGCCUCUAAAAGUGAAACGCUGGCUGUCGCGGGUGACCCAGGGAAUCAAACUGCUGACGAGGCAUCAACAACCGUAUCGAGUACUGGAGGAAGGACGACCAUCGUCACUGAUACCACAAGGUACCUGACAAAUCAGCAAAUAAAUGAUUUAAUGCCAGAAGCUGAACACCAGGAGCAACUGAUGCAACACAAGGCCAAACAGCAGGAACACCUGAUGCCGCUCAAGGCCAAACAGCAGGAACACCUGAUACAGCUCAAGGCCAAACAGCAGGAGCAACGUCUGCAACACAAGGCCAAACAGCAGGAACAACUGAUGCAACACAAGGCCAAACAGCAGGAACAAGUGAUACAGCUCAAGGCCAAACAGCAGGAACAACUGAUGCAACACAAGGCCAAACAGCAGGAACACCUGAUACAGCUCAAGGCCAAACAGCAGGAACAACUGAUGCAACACAAGGCCAAACAGAAAGAACAAAACGUAACAACAGUAGAUUCCAGUGCCCCUGAAAAAGAAACCACUCAAGGUCAAACACCAUCAACAGUACCUGCAAACCACGAAGAAAUAACUGUCACACCCCAUGCACCUGAAAUCGAAACAGAAGCGUCAUCAACACCUAAUGGCAAAACAACAGAAGGAUCCAAUGUGCUUGAAGCCAAAACAACACCAAACGCACCUAAAGGUGAAACCACACUGGAGCCCACUGCGUAUCAGGAGGUAACCUCUCUCGAACAAAAGCAAACAACAGUGCCACAUGCAAGUAAAAGCGCAGAACCACUGACAACUCUAUCUGGAGGUGAAACAACAGGUACCGCACCUGCCACCCAAACCACAGCCACUCCGGCCUCCCAGGUCCAUAUCCCUAAUCAGCCCGCCUCCUCAACUACGAUGGCCAGGGUGUCCAAUGCUAAUACAGCAAAUAAGUUUGAAAACAUGACGUUAGAAAGAGCUCGGGCAGUUUUGUCAGGUAGUGUUGAAACCUGUCCAUACGAGCUAGUCCUUGCUGUUUUGAAACUAGACGAAUAUAACGCUUCAUCGGCCGAGUCAGGUACCAGUGGACACUCAAAAAAGACUAACGAAACUGAAACCGUUGCAGCGCAAGACAAAUCGUCAAACACAACCGAUGCUGCUCUAUGCGAAUCGUCAAGCACAACCGUUGCUACAGAAGGGGAAUCGUCAAGCACAACCGUUGCUACAGAAGGAGAAACGUCAAGCACAACCGUUGCAACCCUAGGCGAAUCGCCAAGCACAACCGUUGCUACAGAAGGAGAAACGUCAAGCACAACCGUUGCAGCUCAAGGUGAAUCGCCAAGCACAACCGUUGCUACUAAAGGCGUAUCUUCAAGCACAACCGUUGCGACCCAAGGCGAAACGUCAAGCACAACCGUUGCUACAGAAGGAGAAACGUCAAGCACAACCGUUGCUACCCAAAGCGAAACGUCAAGCACAACCAAUGCUACACAAGGCGAAACGUUAAGCACAACCGUUGCAGCCCUAGGCGAAUCGCCAAGCGCAACCGUUGCUGCUAAAGGCGUAUCUUCAAGCACAACCGUUGCUACCCAAGGCGAAACGUCAAGCACAACCAAUGUUACACAAGGCGAAACGUCAAGCACAACCGUUGCAGCCCUAGGCGAAUCGCCAAGCACAACCGUUGCUACUAAAGGCGUAUCUUCAAGCACAACCGUUGCGACCCAAGGCGAAACGUCAAGCACACCCAAUGCUACACAAGGCGAAACGUCAAGCACAACCGUUGCAGCUUCCCAACCCGUUUCUUCUGUGACAUCAGCACAAACGACAUCAUCACCACCAGUUAUAACCAAUGCUACCCAAGGUGAAAUAUCAAGCACAACCACGACAGCUCUCGAUUUCCACCCUUCUGAGGCAUCAGGAACAACGACAUCUUCAGCACCAGGCACACCGACUGCUACUCAAAAUGAAAAGUCAAGUACAACCAUUCCUUCUGAGACAUCUUCACUGUCAGACAAAACCACUACUGCCCAUGACCAAACCACAACCGCACCUUCUGCACCAGCUGAAAUAACAGGUGCAACAACUUCACCUCAUGGCCAAUACCAAACUUCAGCGAGCCCGUCAGGUACUAUAGGAAUCUCAACGCAGCUUCCUACAGCUGCUGCCACCGAGGUACCAGAGAAAUCAUCCAAUAUAGACACGACGUCACGAUCAACAAACUCAUCUCAAACUUCAAGUACUUCCAGCAUUACAACCAGCACCAAAACAACGUCCACUAUGAACAAAUCUUCAAAUAGUCUCAGCUCCAGUACCAUGGUAGAGGGGGCUACCACAGAGCUUCCCACACCACCAGCGUCCACAGCGACAACUGAAGCCAACGUUGCCACAACACUGACACCUGGAGCUUUUGAUGUCACUGGUACAACGUUCACUUCCGGGUCAACGCAAACUGGCCUCAUUUCGAAUGGUGUGACCUCAGGCUCUUCCGGUUCGACCACUAUACUAACAGGCUCAACUCUUCCUGCCAGUUCCACUGAACAAUCUGGAACCGGGACAAUCCAGACAGGCUCAAUCGGUUCCACAACAGGCCACGUAGUUUCGACAGAUCAUACCAGUUCCACUGAACAAUCUGGAACCGGUUCAAUCCAGACAAGUUCCAUCGGAUCAACCACUGGCCAUGCCAGUUCCACACACCAAUCCGGUUUUGUCCACACAGGCACACUUGGCUCAACGAUGAACCAUGCAGUUUCGACAGAUCAAUCCAGUUCCACACACCAAUCCGGAACCGGUUCAGUCAACACAGGCGCACUUGGCUCAACGAUGAACCAUGCUGUUUCGACAGAUCAAUCCAGUUCCACACACCAAUCUGGAACCGGUUCAGUACACACAGGCACACUUGGCUCAACGAUGAACCAUGCAGUUCCGACAGAUCAAUCCAGCUCUGUACAACAAUCUGGAACCGGUUCAGUAGACACAGGCACACUUGGCUCAACGAUGAACCAUGCAGUUUCGACAGAUCAAUCAAGUUCUACACACCAAUCUGGAACCGGCUCAGUACACACAGGCACACUUGGCUCAACGAUGAACCAUGCAGUUUCGACAGAUCAAUCCAGCUCUGUACAACAAUCUGGAACCGGUUCAGUACACACAGGCACACUUGGCUCAACGAUGAACCAUGCAGUUUCGACAGAUCAAUCCAGCUCUGUACAACAAUCUGGAACCGGUUCAGUACACACAGGCACACUUGGCUCAACGAUGAACCAUGCAGUUUCGACAGAUCAAUCCAGCUCUGUACAACAAUCUGGAACCGGUUCAGUACACACAGGCACACUUGGCUCAACGAUGAACCAUGCAGUUUCGACAGAUCAAUCCAGCUCUGUACAACAAUCUGGAACCGGUUCAGUUCACACAGGCACACUUGGCUCAACGAUGAACCAUGCAGUUUCGACAGAUCAAUCCAGUUCCACACCCCAAUCCGGAACCGGUUCAGUACACACAGGCACACUUGGCUCAACGAUGAACCAUGCAGUUUCGACAGAUCAAUCCAGUUCCACACCCCAAUCCGGAACCGGUUCAGUACACACAGGCACACUUGGCUCAACGAUGAACCAUGCAGUUUCGACAGAUCAAUCCAGUUCAACGACUGCUCACACAGGUUCCGCUACAUCCACAGGCGGUGCCAUAGAUUCAGCGUCUGACCCGAACCACGUUUACGCUGUGCCUCCAAAUACAAACUCUGUUCCAGACAAGACAAGUAUUGUUAAGGACAUCACUGGUUUCAAUGCUGACAAUACGAUCGUUGUUGGAUCCUUGUACAAACCUGAAAACACCAAGACAGGUGGGGACUCAGUUGUAACUGAUCUGAAUGGUCAGAAGCAUGUUGUUUGGAGUCCAAAUGACUGGCACGCAUCUUCUAGUGGUACUGUGGGAGAGACACAUACCCAUAGCCACACCCACUCUCACAUCCAGACCGAUACUGUAGGCACCGCACAAAACACUGGGAAUGUAUUCUCAACAUCUGCAAUAAUCCCUGUCCAAUUAGCCCGUGCUCCCUUGCCAUCACAUCUAUCCCAGAAUGAAGUCUCUUCGGACAAGUCUGUUGUAGGUGAAAAAGCAUCCGCAUCAAGCGGUUCUGGCGCUGUUAGCGGAUCAGGCUCUGCAACCGUGUCAUACCCUACCACAGUAUCAGCCUCUACCAGUGGUUCAAGCACAACAACCACAUCAAAACUCACAAAAGGUUCAGGCACAACGAUUGCAUCAAGUUCUACCAUCGGUUCUGUUACUGGAUCAAGCUCAACUUCCAACAAUUCAAGCUCUAGUAGCAGCUCAGGCUCUACCAAUUCCGCAACUGGAACCAGCUCUUCUGACAGUUCUGGCUCUACAGCCGGUUCAGGCUCAACUAGCAGUUCAGGAACAUCAAGUGGAUCUAACUCAGGAACCGGAUCUAUCACUUCAAGUUCUACUGGCGUAUCAGGCUCUGUCAGAGGAUCAGUUUCCACUGCCCAAUUCAACUCCGCCAGCGGUUCAAGCUCUAUCAGAAAUUCAGGGGCCACAUCUGGAUCAGGCCCCGAAACUGGAUCAAGCUCUAUCAGCGGUUCAGACACAACAAUUGCCUCAAACGCAUCGACUGAAUCAAUCUCUACCAGCGGAUCAGGCUCCACAACUGGAUCGAGCACAACCAUUGGAUCAGGCUCAAACUCAGGAUCAAAUUCCAUGGUUGGAUCCAUCUCUACUAUCGGAUCCAGUUCUACCAACGGUUCAUCGUCCACAACUGGAUCCAGCGCUAACAGCGGUUUAGUCGCUGCAACUGGAUCCAGCCGUAACAGCGGUUCAGACUCUGCAACUGGAUCCAGCUCUACGAGCAGUUCAGCUUCCAUAACUAGAUCCAGCUCUAACAGCGGUUCAGCCUCCACAACUGGAUUCAGCUCUAACAGCGGUUCAGCCUCAACAACUGGAUCCAGCUCUACCAUCGGUUCAGCCUCCACAACUGGAUCCGGCUCUACCAGCGGUUCAGCUUCCAUAACUGGAUCCAGUUCUACCAGCGGUUCAGACUCCAAAACUGGAUCCAGCUCUACCAUCGGUUCAGCCUCCACAACUGGAUCCAGCUCUACCAGCGGUUCAGCCUCCACAACUGGAUCCAGCUCUACCAGCGGUUCAGCCUCCACAACUGGAUCCAGCUCUACCAGCGGUUCAGCCUCCACAACUGGAUCCAGCUCUACCAGCGGUUCAGCCUCCACAACUGGAUCCGGCUUUACCAGCGGUUCAGCCUCCAAAACUGGAUCCAGCUCUACCAGCGGUUCAGACUCCAUAACUGGAUCCAGCUCUACCAUCGGUUCGGCCUCCACAACUGGAUCCAGCUCUACCAGCGGUUCAGCCUCCACAACUGGAUCCAGCUCUGCCAGCGGUUCAGCCUCAACAAGUGGAUCCAGCUCUAUCAGCGGCUCAGCCUCCACAAGUGGAUCCAGCUCUACCAGCGGUUCAGCCUCCACAACUGGAUCCAGCUCUACCAGCGGUUCAGCUUCAACAAGUGGAUCCAGCUCUACCAGCGGUUCGGCCUCCACAACUGGAUCCAGCUCUACCAUCGGUUCAGCCUCAACAAGUGGAUCCAGCUCUACCAGCGGUUCGGCCUCACCAAGUGGAUCUAGCUCUACAACGGGUUCAGGAUCUCCCACAGGUGCAGGUUCUUUAAGCACUUCAGGCAGUACUGCUGGUUCAGGCACUAUUAGCAGUUCAGGCUCCACAACUUUUGGGUCCAGCAGAAGCAACGGUCCCUUGAAUGGUCCUUGGAGUGACAUGAACUCCAUUUUCGGGUUCAUGCCUAUUAUUGCAGGACGUCACGACAGCUCUGGUGCUUCAGUGUUUUCCAACGAUAUAAGCAACGCCCCAGUUCCAGACCCACAGAGUGCUGCCAACACAAAGGUUGUUAACACAGUAUCGAUAGAAGGACUUGCCCAGUUGAAUAGUAUGGCAAACCCAUCUGACCUUGUACCAUCAGAAAUGUCUCACAUACCCGUUGUACCAACACCAGACAGGUUAUCAAUGAUGCCCAACGUCAACAAAGACCCUGCUUAUAACCUGACACCAUUGUCGUCGGCAACAUCUUCAUCUUCAUCAACAAACCAGCGAGCAUCAAUCCAUUCAACUGCAAGCCAAAUAUCUUCCUCUAACCAAACUGCACAUGCAUCUAAAACUGAUACGUCAGCAGUUAACGGUGGUACAACAUCAGCUGCAAGUGGUUCAGCCUCAUCCCAGAGUAGUUCUACGUCCUCGCAGGGUGAUGCAUCAUCAUCCCAGAGCGGCAUGGUACCAUCACAAAGCGGUACUGCUUCCUCACAGAGCGGUUCAGCGGCCUCUCAGAGCAGUUCAACAUCACACAGUGGCUUGACAUCACAGAGCGGUUCAACGUCACAGACUGGCAUGGCGUCACAGAGCGGUUCAACGUCACAGAGUGGUAUGGCGUCACAGAGCGGUUCAACAUCACACAGUGACUUGACUUCACAGAGCGGUUCAACGUCACAGAGUGGUAUGACAUCACAGAGCGGUUCAAUGUCACAGAGUGGUAUGACAUCACAGAGUGGUUCAGCAUCACAGAGUGGUAUCACAUCACAGAGCGGUUCAGCAUCACACAGUGGCUUGACCUCACAGAGCGGUUCAACGUCACAGAGUGGUAUGACAUCAUCACAGAGCGGUUCAACGUCACAGAGUGGUAUGACAUCAUCACAGAGUGGUUCAGCCUCACAGAGCGAUCUUAUAUCAAUGUCAUCACAGAAUGAUUUAACACCGUCUUCAUCACCAUUUGAAAGUAACUCAAAGCAAACAUCCCUAACUGACUCUGAACAAUCCGUAUACGUCCAACCAUCCAAAACCGACAAAAACAACAAUCUCAAAGACGUCUCUGGUGCCAAUGUAGAUAAUGUAAUCCACCCAGGAAUUGUCUUAAAGGACGUUAAGCAAGGAAAAUAUGAACAGAAUUUUGGAACAUCAUCAGGUAUGGCGGGCACGUCAAGCUUGCAAAAUACCCAAACAGCAGCAUCGCAUACCGACUUACGCACGUCAGGAUCCAACAGUGUCUUACAUGCAAACCAACCACCAACAGGUACUGCUCCCGAUACUUCUAGGAUCACCCUAACGCCUACCUUUGAAGCGGACUCGGGAUCUGUCGCUGUAACACACACGGCAUUGGUUGGACCAACUGCAGGAGGUUCUGGUCACACAAAUGCUCCUCUCUCGUCUGAUACAGCCUCAGCAACUACAUCUGCUUCAGAGCCUGCCUUGAAUGCACAAUCUCAAGGUGGUCCUGAGGUUGUUUAUGCAUCACCUAGUCACAUUUCCAGUUUACUUUAUUCAAGUGCGGCUUCUGUACUAAAGGAUGGGUCAACUGCCCAUCCUUCAUUGUCCACUGUGGCGCCAGAACAAGCAUUAAACACUGCCACACAACCGUCUGUCACUGCCAGUGACGUCGCUAAACCAGGAGCCUCACCGAACUACGAUGCCACGCAACAAGCCGCCACUGGCAGUAAUGACGGCACACAAGUUUCAAUAACCAACGUUGCUGGCACACAACAAGCUUCAACAACGAACGUGGCUGGCACACAACAAGCUUCAACAACGAACGUUGCUGGCACACAACAAGCUUCAACAACCAACUAUGCUUCCACACAACAAGCUGUCGCUGGCAGUAAUGACGCCACACAACAAACUGCAGCAAGCAGUAAAGACGCCACACAACAAGCUUCAACAACGAACGUUGCUGGCACACAACAAGCUUCAACAACGAACGUUGCUGGCACAGAACAAGCUUCAAGUACGAACGUUGCUGGCACACAACAAGCUUCAACAGCAAACGUUGCUGGCACACAACAAGCUUCAACAACAACAACGUUGCUGGCACACAACAAGCUUCAAAUACAAACUGCCGCUGGCAGUAAUGACGACGCUGGCACACAACAAGCUUCUACAACGAACGUCGCUGGCACACAACAAGCUUCAACAACGAACGUUGCUGGCACAAUGACGUCACACAACAAGCUUCUACAACGAACGUCGCUGGUACACAACAAGCUUCAACAACAAACGUUGCUGGCACCCAACAAGCUUCAACAACCAACUAUGCUUCCACACAACAAGCUGCCGCUGGCAGUAAUGACGUCACACAACAAGCUUCUACAACGAACGUCGCUGGUACACAACAAGCUUCAACAAUGGACGUCGCUGGCACCCAACAAGCUUCAACAGCCAACUAUGCUUCCACACAACAAGCUGCCGCUGGCAGUAAUGAUGCCACACAACAAGCUGUCGCUGGCAGUAAUGAUGCCACACAACAAGCUUCAACAAUGGACGUUGCUGGCACACAACAAGCUUCAACAGCCAACUAUGCUUCCACACAACAAGCUGUCGCUGGCAGUAAUGACGCCACACAACAAGCUUCUACAACAAACGUCGCUGGCACCCAACAAGCUUCAACAGCCAACUAUGCUUCCACACAACAAGCUGUCGCUGGCAGUAAUGAUGCCACACAACAAGCUUCUACAACGAACGUCGCUGGCACCCAACAAGCUUCAACAACAAACGUUGCUGGCACACAACAAGCUUCAACAAUAA